AUGGCUACUUUACGCUGUAGCCUGAAUACUACCUACUUCGCGGAUGAUUAUUAUGGCGUCAGUGACAACGACGAUGGCGACGUCGACGACUGCCUAGAUGAAUUCUAUUAUGAUGAUGACGAACGAAAUGAAGAAACUAUUAAAAAGAUGUGGCUUCCGAAAGCUGUGGCACUCUGCAGAUACCUAUGGCCAUCCGUCAAAGAAGAUGCACUCUCUGUUGACUUUCUUAGCCAUGGCUCGUACAAUUCUAUCUUCAGCAUCUCGAUUGCGACCGCGGAAGAUGAAAAAGCCGAAUACGUCUUACGAAUUCCCGAAUUCAGCAUGGACACCAAAUAUGCAGUUGGUAUUCUCGAGCAUCUAAACAAGUUCACGGACCUGAAGGUACCCAGUGUCAUUACAUGGGAUGCUACUAUCAACAACCCUCUACAGAACACAUACGUCAUACUUUCGCGCGUCCCUGGAACAUGUCUCGCGAAUGUUUGGAAAGAUCUUGCCCAUGAUCAGAAGUUGCUCCUAGCUAAGGAGUUGGCCCAAUUAUACCACCAGAUUGAGUCAGUCACAAACCCAGUCGCUGGAGCAAUGAGGGUCCACGACCAAGACAUAAGAUAUCGCGAUGAACUUAUCGACCGAACUUUUGUGCUGGCCUUUGGAGCUUCAACUGUGGAGUCAAACUGCAACCGGAUCAACUGGGAUACUCCCAAAGAUGGCAUUUUACCUAUGCGACGCGACCCCCCAGGCUUAUCCGUGAACGACAUCAUGGUUGCCAUCUUCAAGAGGCGAAUAUAUGACAAAAAGAACAGUCAGCUUGAGGACGAAUUUACGCUUCAGUGGCAUGAAGUAUGCCAAAGAAUAAUUGAGGACAUGGUGGACAUGGGGCUAUUCGAUUUUCAGGACAACGAUGUGUGUCUGUGUCACACAGAUCUCUUCCCUCGCAACAUAAUGGUCGAUUUCACUCCCGAUAUAACCAUCACUGGAGUACUAGACUGGGACGAUGCUAUGUUCGUGCCCAAAUUCGCCGCUCGUGUACUUCCGCGGUGGCUAUGGCAAUCGGUACCUAAUGAAGAGUCCAAAUCUGAAUCCACAUCGGAAUACUCUUAUGGGGUAGAACCAUUGGACUCUAGAAAAACCGAACCGAACUCUCCACAGAAUGCAGAGAUUAAGUUAGCAUUCGACAGUGCUGUGGGAGAAAGAUGGGUAUCUGAAGCAACCGGCGAAUGGUAUACCCUAGCUAGAGCUCUGAUUAGAUUCAGUCGGGAAUGUGUCACUUCUAACUCAACCUUCGAGCACCUUGCCCAAUGGAAGGAGAAAUGGAAGUCCUUGUCCACAGACGCGGUCGAGAACCUUCACUUCUGGACGAAGAAACGGAACUUGUCGAUUUUCAAGGAACCGGGCAGCCUGGAAUACGAAGUGGCAUCGGAUACGAGUACCAGAAACGAUGAAACCGUAUCAUGCGACCGGAAAGACGACGAGGAAAUGUCUUGCAAGAAUUAUUCGACAAUUCCAUGGGAAGAUCGCACAAGAGUCCAAUUUAGAAAAACUCUGCGCUGGGUUUUAUCCAUGCCUGUAACUCCUACGCACUCCGGAGAACGGCAUUCUCGAGAAGCUAGCUCGACAACUCUGACUGAGGUUGAAGAAUUAGUCCUAUCUAGUCCAGGUAGCCUCUCUAAGAGCAUUCUCAACAUCCAGUACUCAGCCACGGGCAUGAGAACCCGGGAUUUGCCUCUAUCCUGGAUAUCUUCCAAACGCCUUUCCGUAGGGAGUCCUAGAGACAAUUACUUCGCAAUACCUGACCAAGGGCAACGUGGGAUCAUAACAACUACGAAAUGGUUUCACGAAACUAUCCCAUGA
This is a messenger RNA of Annulohypoxylon maeteangense, 1848 nucleotides long. RefSeq lists its product as uncharacterized. NCBI's taxonomy places the organism in Eukaryota, Fungi, Ascomycota, Sordariomycetes, Xylariales, Hypoxylaceae. The record is from RefSeq and is a predicted model, not a curated record. The coding region runs from base 1 to 1848 and encodes 615 amino acids. The transcript has a single exon.